Adineta steineri is the source of this 1383-nucleotide messenger RNA. The record is from the annotation of a GenBank genome assembly. NCBI's taxonomy places the organism in Eukaryota, Metazoa, Rotifera, Eurotatoria, Adinetida, Adinetidae.
AUGCAAGGACCAUCAUUUCCAGAAGAUAAGGCUAAAAAAGAAAAUAUUUUAUCAAUAAAAUGUCAAUUUCUUCUUUGGAGUUGUGUUUUGAUUCCAAUAUCAAUCAUUAUUGGUACUAUUGUAGUAAUUAUAUUAAUCCGUUAUCAGUCAUCAUUUUCAUCCAUUAGUAUGAAAUAUGACAUUGGAACAACACCUGUUUUGAAAAGAACGACAAAAACAACUCAAAUGCAAAUAAUUUCUACUGAAGGUAAUAAUAGAAUAGUAUCAGAUGUAAAUAAAAAUAUUUGUUUAGUAACAACAUCGAUUUCAAGAAAUAUUUCGAAUACAAAUUCUUCACGUAUUCCAUGUAGUUCAUUAAAAUUUUCAAGUUAUGCAAGUUACUCAGCUAAAAGUGGAGUACAAUCAAUAAGCACUGGUUAUUUAGAUGCCGAUUCGUUUCUUGAUAUUGUUGUUGUUAAUCGAGGUGCUGGAAAUAUUGGCAUAUACUAUGGUUCUGCAAAUGGAAAAUUCCAAAAUGCAAAAAUAAUUUCCACGACUUCAUAUGUUAUAUAUGUUACUAUUAAAGAUAUGAAUAAUGAUAAUAAAUCUGAUAUACUUUUCAUCGAUGGUAUAUUGAAUGAACUCGUCAUUUUAAUUAAUAAAGGCAAUCAAAAUUUUAAUUCAGCAAUAACUUAUCCAGUUGGAAAUUAUCCAUACUGGAUCGAUACUGGAGAUUUUAAUAAAAAUAAUCUAACCGAUGUUGUUGUUGUUAAUGAUCAGGACGCUACUGUUACUGUUUUAUAUGACUAUUAUAAUUUAUCAUUUAGUUAUUCUAAAAUAUAUUUAGUUGGAAAUGAUGUUACCGCUGUAUCUGUUGCUGAUUUUAAUAAUGAUUCAUAUCCUGAUUUGGUUACUACUGAUUUUAGUGAUAAUACAAUUAGUGUUCUUAUUAAUGCUAAAAAUGGAACGUUUCAAAAUAGAAAAACAUAUUUUACAAGUAUUGGACCAUGGGCUGUAGCCAGUGCUGAUUUAAAUAAUGAUAAGUUUAUAGAUGUUGUUAAUACUAAUGACGAAUCAUAUACAUUAAGUGUUUUACUUAAUGAUGGGCAUGGAAAUUUUAAUGGAUGGGAUACAUAUUAUAUUGGUGGGGCUCCAAGAACAGUUGCAUUAGCUGAUUUAAAUAAUGAUACAUUCAUUGAUAUUAUUGCUGCAAAUUGGUAUGAUACAUAUGUUUAUAUUUUUUUAAAUCUACAGAAUGGAAAAUUUCAAACAUAUCAAAGAUUUAACACUGAUAAGUGGGUUUAUGCUGUUACAACUGGAGAUUUUAAUCAGGAUGGAAAAAUAGAUAUUGCUCUUAUUACUACUUCUAGUAAUACUUUGAAUAUUCUUUUAAAUCAAUGUUAA